GGGGGGGAACCUAGAACUCUGUGCCAUUUCGAGUCACCCGCUCAUGUGAGGAAUGUCCGUCCGCGGCGCGCACAGAUCAUGUACUCCGCGCUUUAUUUUUAACGCGCAGGGUGGGUCACACGCUUUGGGAAUGACCGUAGUAUGCGCGGCUCCGACAGCCCCCCGUCCCAGGACCCCUUUCCAGGACCCUCUCCUCCGCGACUCUGACCGGGAACAUUGUGCUUCAAUGGGAUUGUAUUUUAAUUGGUUUAUUGGCAUGGAGAAGAUUUAACGUAAACGCUUUCGACCCACAGACAGCAUCCAGAGCCGACUCCCUCCUCCCACCCCAUCCUUGGACCUCCAACUCCUCUGUGACCCCCCCCCCCUCCCCCCCCACCACCCCUUCACACCGGCCACGCCCCCGCCGGCCGCCGCCAUGAUGGCGUCCAUCACGGACUUCGACAGCGCGGAGAUCACCCAGCAGUACAGCCGCGUCAACACCCGCUUCGAGAUCACCGACGAGGACCUCGACCACGACAACACCUCGGCACGGCUCUUCGAGCGCUCGCGCAUCAAAGCCCUCGCAGGUAAGGCCGCGGGCUGGCUAGCUACGGUGUCCUCCGCACGAAACACACACACACACACGCACGCACGUACGCACACACCAGCGGUAACCUGCCUGGUCGUGGGGGGGUCGUUGUGCUCUAGGUUCCAGGAGAAGGGGAACCUGGAGGUGCUGCUCUUCACCAUCCAGAGCCGCAUGAGGGCCAACAACCAGAAGGUCUUCACACCCAGGGACGGGGCUCUGGUGGCGGACAUCAACAGGGCCUGGGAGCGUCUGGAGCGGGCGGAGCACGAGCGCGAGCGCGUCCUCCGGGACGAGCUGAUCCGGCAGGAGAAGCUGGAGCAGACGGCGAGGAGGUUCGACCGCAAGGCGUCCAUGAGGGAGACCUGGCUGCUGGAGAACCAGAGGCUGGUGGCGCAGGAUAACUUCGGCUACGACCUGCCGGCGGUGGAGGCGGCGAAGAAGAAGCACGACGCCAUCGAGACGGACAUCGCGGCGUACGAGGAGCGCGUGCUCGCCCUGGUGGCCAUCUCGGGAGAGCUGGAGGCGGAGCGUUACCAUGACGCCCGGCGCAUCGACGUCCGCAAGGACAACGUGCUGCGGCUGUGGGACUACCUGCAGGAGCUCCUCCGCGCCCGCAGGGGGCGCCUGGACAAGAACCUCACGCUGCAGAGCAUCUUCCAGGAGAUGCUCUGCAUCAUCAGCUGGAUGGACGACAUGAAGGCCCGCCUGCUGUCCCCAGACUUCGAGCACCUGUCGGAGGUGGAGGACCUGCUCCAGAAACACGCUCUGGUGGAGAACGACGUCGCCCUGCAGGCGGAGCGGGUUCAGAGCGCCAGCGCCAACGCCCUCACGUUCGCCAACGGGGACAGCUACAAGCCGUGCGACCCCCAGGUGAUCCGGGACCGGGUGCAGCACCUGGACCUGUGCUACCAGGAGCUGUGCGCCCUCGCCGCCCAGCGCCGGGCCCGCCUGGAGCAGUCCCGCCGCUUCUGGAACUUCCUGUGGGAGGCGGCGGAGGUGGAGAGCUGGGUGAAGGAGAAGGAGCACCUCUUCUCCACCCUGGACUACGGCAAGGACCUGACCAGCGUGCUGAUCCUGCAGGGCAAACACAACGCCUUCGAGGACGAGCUGGGGGCGCGGCGCGCCCACCUGCAGCAGGUCCUGGCCCAGGGCGAGGACAUGGUCCGGGCCGAGCACUUCGGCGCCGCCGCCGUCGAGGGCCGCGGCGCCGACGUCCGCCGGCAGUGGCAGGAGCUGGAGGACCUGGCGGCGUUCCGCAAGCAGAGCCUCCAGGACACCCAGAAGUUCUUCCAGUUCCAGGGGGACGCCGACGACCUGACGGGCUGGCUGCUGGAGGCCAAGAGGCAGAUGGGCGGCCCGGAGGUGGGCACCGACGAGUACACCACCCAGCGGCUGCUCCGCAAGCACCGCGACCUGAGGAACGAGACGGCCAAGAACGGCGCCACCAUCGACGCGCUCAGCAGGCAGGCCCAGGCUCUGCCCGAGGAGCUGCGCAACACGCCCGACAUCCAGCGGCGCCUCAAGGACAUCCGGGAGCUGUACGUGGAGCUCAUGGCGCUGGCGGACGUCCGGCAGAAGGCCCUGGACGACACCAUGGCCCUGUACACGGUGCUCAGCGAGACGGACGCCUGCGAGCUGUGGAUGGGCCAGAAGGAGACCUGGCUGGUGGGCCUGGAGGUGCCCGACAAGCUGGAGGACCUGGAGAUCGUGCAGAACCGGUUGAGCAUCCUGGCCAACGACAUGGCCAACGUCCAGUCGCGGGUGGAUGACGUCAACCAGGCGGUGCAGCAGCUGGAGGACAGCAGACACCCGCGCACCAAGGAGAUCAAGGACUGCCAGAUGCGCCUGAAUAAGAGGUGGGAGGCCUUCAAGGCGAUGGUGGAGGAGAAGAAGAGGAGGGUGGACUCGGCCCUCAGCCUCCACAACUACGGCGGUGACUGCGGCGAGACGGAGGCCUGGAUCAAGGACAAGACGCGCGUCAUCGAGUCCACGCAGGACCUGGGCAACGACCUGGCAGCCGUCAUCGCCAUCCAGAGGAAGCUGUUCGGCAUGGAGCGCGACCUGGCCGCCAUCGACACCAAGCUGAGCUUCCUGCGGAACGAGGCUGACCAGCUGGCCCGGGACCACCCCGAGCUCGCCGACGACAUCCGGGCGCGGCGGGGCCAGCUGGACGCCGCCUGGGACGCCCUGAAGAAGACCCUGAAGGACCGCGAGGACUCCCUGGGCGAGGUCAGCAAGCUGCAGACCUUCCUGCAGGACAUGGACGACUUCCAGUCCUGGCUCUUCAGGACCCAGAAGGCGGUGGCGUCGGAGGACGUGCCCGGGUCGCUGCCCGAGGCCGAGGCGCUGCUGAGCCUCCACGACGCGCUGCGCGACGACAUCGCCAACCACCGGGAGGACUUCCUCCAGGUGCAGGAGACGGGCGCCCGCGUCACCCAGGGCCAGGAGGACGACCCCCAGUACCAGCAGCUGGAGCAGAGGCUGAGCGGGCUGGACCGCGGCUGGAACGAGCUCCAGAAGAUGUGGGACAGCCGCAAGGACUUCCUGGACCAGGGUCUGGGCUUCCAGCAGUUCAUGAGGGACGCCAAGGCCACGGACACCAUUCUGAACAACCAGGAGUACACUCUGGCCCACGUGGAGAAGCCCGACACGCUGGCCGGGGCGGAGAAGGCCCUGAAGAAGCACGAGGACUUCCUGAGCACCAUGGGGGCCAACGAGGAGAAGGUGGAGGCCACGGUGAAGACGGGACAGAGGCUGCUGGACGCCGAGAACCUCUACUCCGGGAAGGUCAAGGACAAGAUGGCCUCCAUCACAGAAAGACAUAAUGCCAAUCAGAGGAGAGCCACAGAGGUUUCGGGAAAGCUAAAAGACAACCGAGAUCUCCAGCACUUCCUUCAGAACACUCAGGAUUUGACUCUGUGGAUCAACGAGAAGAUGCUGACGGCCCAGGACACGUCGUACGACGAGGCCAGGAACCUUCACAGCAAGUGGCUGAAGCACCAGGCCUUCAUGGCCGAGCUGGCCUCCAACAAGGGCUGGCUGGACAACAUAGACCAGGAGGGCCAGGAGCUGAGCGAGGCCAAGCCCGAGUUUGAGCCGCUGGUGCGGGAGCGCCUGGCCGAGCUCCACGCGCUCUGGAGCCGGCUGGAGUCCACCACGCAGGAGAAGGCUCGCCUGCUGUUCGACGCCAACCGCUCGGAGCUGCUGGACCAGAGCCUGGCCGACGUGAAGCAGUGGCUGGGGGGGCUGCAGCAGCAGCUCCACAGCGGCGGGGGGCACGAGGAGGAGGUCAGGGACCUGACCAACGCCAACAUCCUGCUGAAGAAGCACCAGGUGACGGAGAACCAGGUGCGGGACCGGGCGCGGGAGCUGGAGGAGCUGCAGGAGGCGGUCCAGAAGCACGGGGGGGCCCGCGAGGACCAGCCCGAGCUGGAGGCGGAGCAGCGGGCCCUCCAGGGGGCCUUCAGAGAGCUGCUCACCCCCCUGGCCCAGCGCCGCGACAAGCUGGAGGCCGCCAAGGCCAUCCACCAGUACUACAGGGACCUGGCCGACGAGCUGCUGUGGGUCGAGGAGAGGUUGCCGUUGGCAACGUCGCAGGAGCACGGCCACAACCUCCAGACGGUCCAGAUGCUGCAGAAGAAACACCAGACACUGCAGAGGGAGAUCGAGGGCCACCAGCCCCGCGUGGACGAGGUCCAGGAGCGCGGCCGCAGGAUGGCCGCCGCCUCCAUCGCCGCCGCCGCCAUCGCCGCCGCGACCACCGGCGCCCCCGGUGGCGGGGAGGGGGAGGGCACCCCGGAGGCGCGGCGGAUCGCCCGGGAGGCGGGGGCCCUGGAGCAGGCCUGGGGGAGGCUGGGGGAGGAGAUGGAGAGGAGGAAGGAGCGGCUGGGCGGGGCCGACGAGGCCCAGCAGUACCUGAACGACGCAGAGGAGGCCGAGGCCUGGGUGGGGGAGCAGGAGCUCUACAUGAUCUCAGACGAGACGCCCAAGGACGAGCAGAGCGCCAUGCUGAUGCUGAAGCGCCACCUGCUCCUGAAGCAGGCGGUGGACGACUACUCUCAGCCAAUGAGGCGGCUGGCGGCGCGCGCCCAGAGACUGCUGGCCGAGGACCACCCAGAGGGGUCAGUGGGCUAG
Gadus macrocephalus (Pacific cod) is the source of this 4702-nucleotide messenger RNA. RefSeq names its product spectrin, beta, erythrocytic (gene sptb). Gene Ontology annotation, cellular component: cell junction; cortical actin cytoskeleton; cell projection. Gene Ontology annotation, molecular function: actin filament binding. The record is from RefSeq and is a predicted model, not a curated record. Lineage: Eukaryota; Metazoa; Chordata; Actinopteri; Gadiformes; Gadidae. Gene Ontology annotation, biological process: actin cytoskeleton organization.